AUGGUGCCGCUAGGUCCCGGGCCAGGCCAUCCUGCUGCACACCAAACACACGGUGGACCUUCCGCCAACCUUACUGGUCCAAAUUCGUUAUCACAAACAACUCCACAAUCAAAUAAGUCGUCAGUGGCGAAGCCGAAUUAUACGCUCAAAUUUACGCUAGCAGGACAUACGAAGGCUGUGUCGUCGGUAAAAUUCAGUCCAAAUGGAGAAUGGUUGGCAAGUUCUUCUGCUGACAAACUCAUCAAGGUGUGGGGUGCUUAUGAUGGCAAAUUUGAAAAAACAAUAUCAGGACACAAGAUGGGCAUCAGUGAUGUGGCAUGGUCAUCAGACAGCAGGUUGAUAGUUAGUGCCAGUGACGACAAAACUUUAAAGGUAUGGGAGUUAAGUUCAGGCAAAUGUUUGAAGACACUGAAGGGACACAGCAAUUAUGUGUUCUGCUGUAAUUUUAAUCCACAAAGUAAUCUUAUUGUAUCUGGUAGUUUUGAUGAAAGUGUUCGGAUAUGGGAUGUCAGAACAGGCAAAUGUUUAAAGACUCUACCGGCGCAUUCGGAUCCAGUUUCAGCAGUGCAUUUUAACAGAGAUGGCAGUCUGAUUGUUUCCUCAAGUUAUGAUGGACUAUGUCGAAUUUGGGACACAGCGUCAGGUCAAUGUCUAAAGACUUUAAUUGACGAUGACAACCCUCCAGUAUCGUUUGUGAAGUUCUCACCUAAUGGAAAAUACAUCCUGGCGGCGACACUGGACAACACAUUAAAGUUGUGGGACUACAGCAGAGGCAAAUGUCUCAAAACGUAUACCGGACACAAGAAUGAAAAGUACUGUAUCUUCGCUAACUUCAGUGUUACAGGAGGAAAGUGGAUAGUAUCAGGGUCAGAAGACAAUAUGGUGUAUAUCUGGAACUUACAAUCCAAGGAGAUCCGGCGCUCGAGAACGACAAGACUAUUAAGCUUUGGAAAAGUGAUACUUAAAAUUAAGCUGACGCAGCUAGCUGCAGACGAUGAUCUGUAUAAAUUGGCUUCAUAUUGA
Arctia plantaginis is the source of this 1023-nucleotide messenger RNA. NCBI's taxonomy places the organism in Eukaryota, Metazoa, Arthropoda, Insecta, Lepidoptera, Erebidae. The record is from the annotation of a GenBank genome assembly.